This is a messenger RNA of Strigops habroptila (Kakapo), 1477 nucleotides long. It is a transcript of the gene CCDC198, whose product is annotated as coiled-coil domain containing 198. Bases 100 to 990 code for a protein of 296 amino acids. The record is from RefSeq and is a predicted model, not a curated record. Lineage: Eukaryota; Metazoa; Chordata; Aves; Psittaciformes; Psittacidae. The transcript is spliced from 6 exons.
CAUGUGGGCCCCACAGCUGCUCACACAGAUCCUUCCAUGUUCAGGGAGGACAGUACGUGAGGGGAUUUUCCUUCUCCUUUCAAGCCACCGGUCUACAAAAUGGGCCUGAGCUCUUCCAAGGCGCACCCCAAGGUGACCAAGGUGGCACCAAUGUAUGCUGGGGAGGACCUGCCCAUUCUCACCACCCCAUACUGGCACCCCAGCAUGCUGGGACAGCCCAGCCUUCACCCACUGGCUGCGGUGAAGUGGGGAAACCCCACCAUUCACAAGGAACUUCCACCUCUCCGGGAGACCUGGUAUGGACAAGCCUCUGCAGGACCCCUUUCUUUCAAUGCUGUGCCAGAAAAGGGAGAAACCAGCAUCAUUAAACAGCACCCACCUCGAAGACCUCAGAGGCUUGAACCCGCCUGCCCUCUGCAAGCAAUUGCUCCUGCAAAGCCCUGGAGUCAGCAAGAAGUGGCUGCAAGCCCAAAACCAAAGGCUCUGGAGAAGAAGGGGCAAAGCCUGAGACACCUCCCUGGCAGGCGGCAGCACUUGCACAAGCUGCAAAUGCUGGACUUGACCCGCAGGCGCCAAGAGGCAGAGCUGAAGCGAAAUCUCCACAGGGAGGCAAACAUCAACAAACAAAAAAUCAAGGAAUUCAGCCCGAAGAAAGUCCUUGACAGUCUCCAGAGAGGCAACAGCACCGAAAGCCAAGACCUCGUCCCUGCUGAGCACAAUCAGCGUUUUCAUGGAGAUGACCGUGGAAACACGUGGGGUGGAGGACUCUCCAGGCAGCAUGAUGGGGCUGAACUUUCUCCAGGCAGAAGCAGGAAGGUUGACCUGUGGUUCUGCAGGGAGACGCGGAUGAGGGAUCUGUUCUGGGACACCUCCAGCACAGGGACUGAGGAGUGGGAAAGGGAAGAGAAGAUUUACCGCAAACCUACGCUUGUGAGAACAAAGACAGAGAGAGUUUCUCUCUUUGAUGACUUCUUUGAUAGGGAUUUCUAGUGAGAGGGACAUGCGGAAGAAAAGCCCCAGCUCUGGUGGUGCUGAAACCCCCCAGGAUGGAUGGACUGAGGGUGGAAACACAACGUUCCCAGUGAGCAGCAUUUCUGGGAGUACAGGCCAGUGGAAAUGGCAGCUGGAAAUGAACAGACCACAAAUGUGGAGUAAAUAAUGACUGUCAGGGUUAUGUGUCUGAAUCAAAAUAUCUGGGGGGAAAAUGGCUUGGACUGAGCAACAAUGAAGUGGGGGUAGAGGGAGGAGGAGGCUGGCAAAAAAACUAAGCAGAUGCUGGAAAAAAUUCUGGGUUAACCCCAAAUAUUGUUCCAACUGAAAUGAAAUGUUUUGCUUGUCUUUGGGUUACUCAGCCUUUCUGUUUAACUUUUUUUAACCUUAUAUCCUUUUCUAAACCACAAAAGCCCAGUUCAAAUUGUAAGGUAAAAUGACCGAUUUAGGAGGUCUCUAAAAUAAAUACCCUGCAACUCUAAAAUUC